AUGGACGGACUGGAUCGGAUAAUUACUAUCACAAUUUGUAGUGCUGUAGGUGCUGUAUCGAUGCUUGCCAUCAUAUGUUUUCUCAUUUGGUUCUUCUGUCGUCGUAAAUCACAUGACACAGUUCAACACCGAAAAGCUUCUCUAUUUCGUCGACAACACUAUCAGCGUUCGAAUAAAUUCUUUUCGAUUAAAUUCCAUAACAAUGCCAGCAAACGGCUGGGAAAGAGUCGAUUUAGUACGAGUGAUUCAUCGGUAUCCUUGUCAUUCAAUCCACCGCAUUUGAUCAAUCAGAAUGUGAGAAAUUUAAAGAAGUUAUCAACACCGACGAAUAUCGAACGUUUUAAGAAAUUAACCAGCGAACCGUUUUAUACUUCAUCCUCAUCACAACUUGCCUUAGCCGUUCAAUCAAACCAGCAGCACUCGUCUAAUUAUCAAUUAAAUACUCUUUACUUUCAUUUUCUCAAUGAACUUAAUCAUAUUCUUUGUUUACAACACGAACAACGUUCUAGUACAUCUCUCCGACACUCGCAAAGUUGUCGACGAGCGAACGAUCUUUUGCCCUUUGAUUACUGUCGGUCAUUGACACCGUCGACAAUCACACUUACAUCAUCAAGUAAUGACAACUCGCUCGAUCCGAUCUAUCGAAAGAAUAGUCAUCUCAACUCUACGUUGAUACGUAAAGCACAUUUAGCACAAAUUCGAGAUGAUACCAUUGUUUUGUAUUAA
Adineta ricciae is the source of this 726-nucleotide messenger RNA. NCBI's taxonomy places the organism in Eukaryota, Metazoa, Rotifera, Eurotatoria, Adinetida, Adinetidae. The record is from the annotation of a GenBank genome assembly.